Brassicogethes aeneus is the source of this 2532-nucleotide messenger RNA. The record is from the annotation of a GenBank genome assembly. Lineage: Eukaryota; Metazoa; Arthropoda; Insecta; Coleoptera; Nitidulidae.
AUGGAACCCCAUAGAGUCUCUGUGGAACCCCAAAGAAAAAGACGAAGGUUGGCGAUGGCUCCUAAAAGAAACAAAGUGAAAAACCAGACAAAAACACAGAAAACAAAAAGAAAAAUGUUUGCGUACUCCCAAGAUGGCCUUAGGAGGGCUCUUAUUCAAAUCCAGGAAAAUGGUAUGGGCAUCAGGGAAGCUAGUAGGGAAUUUGCCGUACCCAAAACAACCUUGCAAGAUAGGUUAAAGGGAAAAGUCCCUGAAAUUCCCAUGAAAACGGGACCACCACCACGCCUUACAGUGGCUGGGGAAAAUGAGAUUGUCCAGUGGUUAAUCAACAUUGCUAAAUGUGGAUUUCCCAUAAGAAAAAUUGAUUUAAUAUCGACUGUGCAAAAGAUUUUAAAAGACUGUGGGAAAGAAACUUUAUUUAAAGACGGCAAGCCGGGGCAGAAAUGGUACCUAAAUUUUUUAAGGCGGCAUCCUGAAAUAUCUCUGAGGGAGGCGGAGACCAUUACUAAAGCAAGAGCAUUAAUUACCGAGGAAUCAAUACGGCUAUGGUUCAGAAAUUUGAGAAUGUAUUUAACCCAGAAUAAUUGUAUAGAUAUUUUGGAUGACCCUUCGAGAAUUUUAAACGGCGAUGAAUCAGGAUUCCCUCUAUGCCCUAAAACGGGCAAAGUUUUGGGUCCUCGAGGGUAUAAAAAUUUAUAUAAGAUUAAAACCGGGUCUGAUAAGGAGAACGUUACGGUAUUAGUACAGGGUUCCCACCAACAAAAUGAAACAAAAUUCCCUGACUUUUCCAGACCACCAAAGGCGAUAGUAGAAAACAUGCCGCCGUCGUGGGUACUGGGAAAAUCUGAGAGCGGGUGGAUGCGGUCUGAUGUAUUUUUUGAAUAUAUCGCCAAUGACUUCAAUAAGUGGGUCGAUGAGAAUAAAUUAAAGAGACCUAUCCUGCUAUUGGUAGAUGGCCACAGGUCUCAUAUGAGUUUGCCAUUUAGCCAAUUUUGCGAUGCAAAUAAAAUUAUACUUUACGCGCUUCCACCGAAUACAACCCACAUGCUGCAACCCGCUGAUGUAAGCGUGUUUCGGCCUUUAAAGCAGCAGUGGAAAAAUACGGUUGCCCAGUGGCAGAGCGAACCAGAAAAUUUAAAUAGAUCUAUUACAAAGGUAAAUUUCUGUCCAGUUUUCAAUGAGGCUUUAAAAUCUUCCGACAUGACGAUUUCCAUAAAAAAUGGAUUUAAACGGUGCGGAUUAUUUCCCUUCGACCCCAAUAAUGUCGAUUACACUAAAUGUGUAAAAAAUACUUUGGAGGAACAGCACGCAUUAAACUCGACAAGGAUCGCGGAAAAUGAAGUAAUUAUCACAGAUGCAGACUUUAGGGCGGCAGAAAAAAUUAUUAAAAAAAUUGAAAGUAAUUUGGAAACUUACGGGAUUAAUACCGAAGUUAUCCUGAACGAAAUUAAAUUUCUUGAGGACGAAAUGCGUCAGUCCAAUGUUUCGUUCGGGACAUUUGUGGCGGAUGCCGAGCAAGCUGCUUCAAGCAUCUCAGUAGACCCGAUCAUGGAUAUUUCUGUCACAGAAGACGUCCUAAUAGAUGAACCUGAGAUCCCACCUUUAAUGCAAAUUUUAACACCCGAAAUAGUAGUUGGUGAGGAGAAAACUUUAACUGAUUCAGCAGACCAACUAGUAAAUUUGAUCGAAGGUGCCUCAACAAAUGAACUGGAGAAGCAGUCACCAGUGUUUGUUCUUAUCGAGUCUAAUAUUUCCUCCAAAACAGAGGAACCUGCCAAAAAUUCAAUAGUAUAUAUGGCCGAAGGCGUAGAAACAAUUGAAUAUCAGGGGCAUUCAUCUCUAGAUUCAAUUCUGGACAAACCAAAUCCUUCAGCCAAAAUACUUAGUGUGGAGGCAGAUCCGGUAGUACAUGUUACAGAAGAUGUCAGAACAAAUCAACAUGAGAGGCAAGCAUCACCAGCUCGUACCGAUUCUUCGCGCAAAACAACUGUGGUGGAGGAAACUUCAGUGACAAAUGAUCUGGUGCAACCAAUUGAGGAAACAGCCUCAUGUUCAAACGUGGAAAAUAAUAAACGAGAACCACUGCUUUCUUUGCAAGGCGCAUUUAAGCAGCAUCUGGUAUUUCCUGUAGCACUGGACAAGAAAAAAGAGGUCAAAGAGAAAUUACCUAGUGCCAUUUCCGGAGAAGCAUGGAGGGAGUAUUUCGCUAAAAAAGAAAAUGACGCCAAUCAUAAACUUAAUGAGAAAAAAAAAAGAAAAGAGGAGCGGGGGUUAAAGAAGCAGAACAAAAAACUGAAGACGGGAAAAGUCAGAAAAAAUGUUGGCAAAAAACAAGUACCAAAUAAGCCUACAAAGAAAAAAAUUAAGUGUUCUUUGUGUGAUGAUGAAUUAGUCAGUGAUGCCGAGGAAGAGGGUGAAAGGAAUAUCGGCUGUGACUUUUGUCAAAGAUGGUAUCACCUACACUGUACUGAACUCAAUGAUCUACCUUACUCUGUGGUAGCAACCAUGGAUUAUAAGUGCAAUUUUUGCUAA